AUGGCUGCAACUGAACUAUUAGACCUCGAGAGCAACUCGGCUGCAAGAGAGCCUGAAAGUGGUGAGCAGAUUUCUGAGGGCUCUUUUGCCCCGAAUCGGCCUGUCAUUCUGACUGUCUUCGCAACGUUCCUGGGAGAGCUUCUUGCCAGUGCCGAUGAAUCGCUCAUGACUGCUAUGUAUACUGCUAUUGCCUCUGAAUUUUGUAGUCUCUCGCAAGGGUCAUGGCUGCUAGUCGCAUACAACUUUGGAUCCUGUGUCUCGUCUCCGGUGUACAUCAAUGAGCCGAUUAAUUGCGGCAAGGGCUCUGGCUGGACUCAGCGGCGCAGGCAUGGUUUCGUUAGUUUCCGUCAUAAUCGCUGUGAAGUUGCGGUCUAUCGGAGUUAUACGAAUGUGGUCAGCACUGUCGGACGCAGCCUGGGAGGGCCUGUUGGAGGCUUUCUGACCCAGACUGUAGGUUGGAGAUGGUCAUUCUACGGUCAAGUGCCGUUUGUCCUCGUCUCUAUUCUCAUCACGGUUCGUCAAAUGCCGUGUUCACUUAACCGAACCAGAGAAGGUCUUGAUUCCACCAGCUCAAAAUUCAAGCAGAUUGAUUUCCUUGGGAUUGUCAGCUUCACUGCUACGAUCUACUUAUUCCUGGUUAUGCUUCAAAAUUUUGGCUCGAACGAAAGCCAACAAUCUCACCAGCUCUACGUUCUUGGAGGCGCUUUGUUUGGAUCUGCUACUGUCUUCUUUUCGGUGGAAGUCUUCUGGGCCACGACACCGUUGAUACCAUUGAAUCUAAUGAAAACGAGUGCGGUAAUGCUCCCUGCUGCCGACCAAGGAGAUCGACUUCUGGGCUGA
Messenger RNA from Aspergillus tanneri, 840 nucleotides. RefSeq lists its product as uncharacterized. The transcript is spliced from 6 exons. The coding region runs from base 1 to 840 and encodes 279 amino acids. Lineage: Eukaryota; Fungi; Ascomycota; Eurotiomycetes; Eurotiales; Aspergillaceae. Gene Ontology annotation, biological process: basic amino acid transport; transmembrane transport. Gene Ontology annotation, cellular component: fungal-type vacuole membrane. Gene Ontology annotation, molecular function: basic amino acid transmembrane transporter activity. The record is from RefSeq and is a predicted model, not a curated record.